AUGUCUGAGUAAAGUUCAGAAGAUAGUGAUGAAUCUCAUUAACAAAUUUAAUAACAUAGGUAAAGAAAAUAACUUUCUGAGAUUGAUGUACUUAUUGCUACAUUAAAUAUUGAACCAAAAUAAAGAACUUGGCAUUAAUUAAAAUUUCUUUGUGAUUCUCUUGAAUAAAAUGUUCAUUAUUUUUCUUAAUUACGUAAUAAGCUUACUACUUCAAUUCUGAUAAAAUUGAUGGCUACAAUAACAAUAGAGGAAUUUACUACGUUUAAUGUAAUAUUUAACUAAGGGGAAACUGGUAGAAAAAUGUAUAUAAUAUUGAAGGGGGAAGUGGCAGUGUUAAUAAAGACAGAUGAUUAAAAUGAGAUAAUAUAAAAAGAAGAUAAUAAAAGAAGAAGUAAAAGAUAUUGAUAAUUUGAUUUAGGAGCAACAAAGACAUUUGAUGAACUGAUAUUAUAUAAGUUUUCAAACUAUAGAAUAGUAGCAUAUAAAAAAUAAUAUGACUAUUUUGGAGAGAUUGCAAUAGAGCAACGUAUUCCUAGAACAGCUACAGUGAUUGCAAAAGAGCCUUGUAUAUUGGCAAUAAUAACAUUUGAUGCAUAUUAAUCUUUAUUGAGUGAAUUAUAGGCAGAUAAUUUAUAAUUGAGAUAAGUUGUGAUAGCAAGGAUGUAUCCAUUUAGUUUAUUGAAUGAAUAACAAUUUUAAUAGAUUUUACAUAAUUAUGAGGAACUCAAUAUAUAAGGAGGUUGUUUAUUGCAUAGAGAAUAAUAGAAUGCAGAUGCUAUUUAUUUAGUGAUAAAGGGGGAAGUAUUGGUUCAAAUAAAAGAGUUAGUAGAUAAUGCAGCAGCAUAGAUUUAAGAAUAGAAAUAUUUUGUAAAUUUUUAAAAACAAUAGAGAAUCAAAAAUAUUGGUUUGUUUGGAACAGGAUAAAUUGUAGGAGAUUAUGAAUUAUAUUUGAAUAAGAAAUACAAAUAAAAAUUAAUAAGAAAAACAACAGCAAUAGUUAAAAGUGACUCUAAAUUAAUAAGAAUUCCUAUCAAAUAAUUUGUAGAUGUUAUAGAACAUGGAUUAUCUGCAAAAUGGCUUUUACGUUAUUUAAAUUAAAAGUAUGAAUAGAAGGAACAAUUACCUAUUUUAUAAUUAAAAGAUGAGUAAGAUAACAGAAAGGUUCAAUCAUUCAUAUCACCAUAAUUUAAAAAAAUGAUACUUAGAUUAAAAAAACAUCAUGAUCACAAUAAGAUAUCAAGUGAUCGAUAUUAGUAGAUUAAUUAUAAAUAAAGUUUAGAAGAUGCUAAUAUUCAAGAAUAACCAACAGGAUUAAAAAAAGAAAUUAAUUACUAAGAUAAAUCAGUUUUGAAAUAUUUAGCUAAAGAUUAGAUUUUACAUAAACGCAACAAUAACACUUUAACUAAUUUUAGUAUUGAAAAAUUUGCUUUAACUUUAAAAUCAAGAGUAAAAAUUACCAAAUUGUUAACUCAAUUAGAUGAAGAAUCAACUUGUUAUAGAUUUCAUUCUACACCAAGUAAAACUAACGGGUCUUCAUUUAAAUAUGCCCAAACUCUUACUAAUAUUCAAUCUCCUUAAUAAAAAUUUAACUAAACACCUAAAAUGAAUUGA
Molecule: messenger RNA, 1611 nt
Organism: Paramecium sonneborni
Lineage: Eukaryota; Ciliophora; Oligohymenophorea; Peniculida; Parameciidae
Source: the annotation of a GenBank genome assembly